UUUUUAUGUCCAGCACAAGAAACAUCUUGAAGUUUUUGAAGUUUGGGCCUGGGAAAAGAAGACAUUUGUCCAGGAACCUAGCUUCUUCAAUGUUGCUACACUCAAGAGCUUUCGGGACUGCCAGCUUCUUCCUCAAUGGAAAUAUUAUCAUCAAGGAUGCUAAAGGCAGAGUCAAAGAGAUGUAUUUAUCAAAACGAGAUCAAUACAAAAGAAAGCCUUCAGGAAAGAUUAGCAUUGCGGAAGCUCUAAAUGAUUCAUUUACUGGCUAUUCUGGUCUAGACUCGUUUGCGGAUGUCCAUCCUUUCCACCAGACUUUAAGAUUCAAAAGGUCUGUAGCUAAGCUAAAGGAAAAAGCUAAUGAAGUAUGUGAGAUUUACCCGACAAUGCCUAAACCAGGUGUUAGGUCAAAGAUAGAUGAAGAUUCCCUCUUCAUAGAAAUCCCUCUUCUCAGCACCCACGAUGAUAUUCUUAAAGGAAUUUCGAUUGAAGAUGGAACCUUAGAUAUCACUUUCGAAGAAGGAGUCCAUUUCAAAGAAUGCAAGGUUAUAUUGGAAAAGAGCGAUGCUCUUACAGACGAAGAUAUUGAAGCCUUGCUUGAAGUUUACAAGAGAUCUUACAUAAACAGCCUCAAGCCAACUAGAUAUAUGAGUACUGAAAACAUAGGAAAGAUGUUCAGCAAAAAUAUUAGCGUCGAAUCUUUGAUCGAGAAAAGUAGUACCAUUGCUUUGGCUGAGGCUCUUCAAGAGAAAGGGUGCUCUGUUUACAUCCCAACAGAGUCAAGUACUCUUAGUUGGAAUAACCUUGCUGGAUAUGAUAAGGUCAAGAGGAUUAUAGAGGACUCUGUCCUCUUCACCCUGACUCAUCCCGAUGUGUUUAAGGAGAUAAUCAACAAUACUAGGGUUGAUUUUGAGUCGAAUAAACCCAAAUGAAUUCUGUUCGAAGGACCACCAGGAUGUGGAAAAACAACAACUGCUAGAAUCAUGGGACAAGAGGUUAAUGUUCCACUGAUUUACCUCCCAGUUGAAGCUAUUCUAUCCAAAUUUUACGGAGAGAGUGAAUCUAAACUGUCUGAAAUUUUCGAACACUGCCAAAAAUUCAGGGACUGUAUUCUAUUCAUCGAUGAGAUAGACUCCUUAGCGACUUCAAGAGAAGAUAACAUUCAUGAAGCUACCAGGAGAAUGCUCUCAACUCUUCUCAGGAAGAUUGACUCGUUUGAGACACAGGGAAAUGUGCUGCUGAUUUGUGCCACCAACAGAAAGGAUGAUCUAGACUCAGCUUUAAUUUCAAGAAUUGAUUUAUCCAUAAAGUUCGAUCUCCCAGAUGAAAAGACCAGGGGCCAGAUCUUACACAAGUAUGCAAAGCAGCUCACCAAGGAAGAGCUCGAUACUCUUGCUCAAUCUACUGAAGGAAUGUCUGGAAGAGAUCUGUAUGAUAUCUGUAAGGAUGCUGAAAGAAGAUGGGGUGCCAAGUAUAUCAGGAAGGAAGUUGAGUCCCUCAUCCCUGAAAACAUUAUCUACACUCAAUGCGUGUCUGACAGACAGGCUCAAGUCCAGGUAUAACUCAGUUUCAAUAAAAUA
Moneuplotes crassus is the source of this 1577-nucleotide messenger RNA. NCBI's taxonomy places the organism in Eukaryota, Ciliophora, Spirotrichea, Euplotida, Euplotidae. The record is from the annotation of a GenBank genome assembly.